AUGCCGGAAAACUCAAAAACAACAACAGCUUAUAGGUACAUCACCCCUCAAACUGUACUCACACAAUAUAGUCAACAUCAUCGUCAUUGCAUAAUUUUCACCGUUUGUUUGUAAUCAUUGUAAUCAACAUCAACAUCAUCGUCGUCGGCGUCGCUCAUCGUCUUGGUCGUGGUUGUUGUCGUCAUUGUUGUUGAAAUAAUCACGCAAUGUUUCCACGACUGUCCGGUGCGGACAUAUUCUCAGGUGCCACCACAACAGUGCGUCCAGUUUUUCCCAAUAGCCGACUAGCAUCAUUAACCCACUCAUCAGGCUCAUCAUCGGCUGUGGACAGUAAUGGUGAUGAUGGCAGAGAUGACUUCAACUUCAACAGCAAUAGCAAUAAUAAUGGCGGCGGCGGCGGCUAUGCCACACCGGGAUCUACAGCUUAUGGUUCAGCGCCCGAUGCGUCUUCAACAAUCCAAGACAUCACCUCCGAUAGCAGUAGUAGUUCAAUUAGUAAUUUCUUCCCGGACGACGAGGACUGGUGGUCGAAUGCGAUCGAAGAGGAUACCUUCGAUUCGCCGUUGGCCUUCGAUGCGAGCGAAAACGGCCUGUGGAAUGGACGUUUUGUACCACCGCCUCCACGGCCGCCAUUCUUGGAUGAGAGUGUUUCGGCCGAUGGUCUUACCACCUGUGAUUUAUGCACGUGGGCAUGGCAAAGGAAUGCCUACUUGGGGGAUGGUUCGUUGGAUCCCGCAGGCGAACUGGGAUGGGCGUUUACCUUAAUCAUAGUUUCAAUCAUAUCAGCUCUUAUAGGUGCUAUAGUAAUGGUCGUAGUCCUUAGAUGUAGAAGAAUAAAAUCGGCGAAUGGCAAUGGAGGCCGUCCACUACCCUGGUGGUGUCGAAACAGUCGAGCUGGUACUAAUGGACGCGCCUCAAUGUCAGCCAAGCACCCUGCAGACAGUAUACGUAGGCCAACAAGCAAUUCCGGUGUAUGGACUUGGCUCAGCAAUCGAAGAUCAUCAGCUGGUCCCGAUCAAAUAGGGCCACCCUCGUCGUCGCCUGCAGAAAAUCAUUACACCCACAUGGAUGAUGCGUACAGUCCGGUCGGCGUCGGAGAAGCUCUGUACGCUGAAUUAGACCGGGAAUCAGUACGAUCAGCUAACCCAUCGUAUCAAAAUACCGCUUACAGUCAAUGCGGUGAGAAGUAUAACUUCCAACAACACGAUCAGGACAUUCCAAUGGUUGUGUCAUCAGCACCAAGCAGUGCCUAUUACUCGGAUCUAUCUGUGACAGCAAUACCCGGUGCCAAUGAUCGGGCCUAUGAGGUAGUUGGACUUACAGUAAUGUCACAACCGCUACCAAAUUGGGACGCAGCGGGAGAUUCAAGUGGUGGCAGUAGUGGAGGUUUGGCCUCUGCGAGACGUAUACCCCGCCUAGCGGCGAUCAACGAAAGUACGACCACAGUGCCCUCGGAUUAUGUUUAAUUUUGUUUGCAUUAAGAAAAAUAAAAUCGGAUUCUUUUGCUUUUCGCUCCUCUCUCCUGCCACACAUCCUUUACUUUAUUAUAAUGUUUUCUUAGUUAUUUUUGUACAAUUUUGUUGUAAAAAAAUUAUAUAUAUACAUAACAUAAGCGAG
Molecule: messenger RNA, 1617 nt
Organism: Episyrphus balteatus (marmalade hoverfly)
Lineage: Eukaryota; Metazoa; Arthropoda; Insecta; Diptera; Syrphidae
Exons: 5
Coding region: 207-1466 (419 amino acids)
Source: RefSeq, a predicted model, not a curated record